AUGAGCACCGCUGUCCCACCACCCCUCCCGUCGCCCAGCGUCGGCAUCCGUCGCAAGGGCGCACAAGCCCUGCCCCGCCUUCCGCUCUCCGCUUUCACCCCCCCAAACAGUGGCUCGUCCGAUAGGUUUCCUCUCCCUCCCAGCCCGAGCGCAGUGCACCCCGAACAAGUCGUCGACGCCCACGUUGUCGCCCCCGACGGCGAUCUCAGUCGGUGGAAGGCGGAGACGGGCCAGGCGCUCGGAAGCAAACUCAAAGGCGUAGUUGUUUCUCUGAAUGGUAACGCUCCCUCGGAGGUCGAGACGGCGUUGAAGCAAAUCUCAUCGGAAUCGUCUGGUGUGCCGGUGCUCUCAGCACUCGCCCCCCUCGACCCGUAUGCUAAUGCUAAUGAGGAAUUCGAACCCCCAUUAUACCUCGCAAAUACGACCUCGUCGAAGCCGCGCAUAGCGUUUACCAUGGUGUUCACCAAGUGUGAUGCGGGGAUAAAGCGUGCAUUGGGCUGGACCCUUUCUCAAGGCCUGACAGUGAAUAUCGAUGUAGAGUGCAACAUUCGGGAGAGCGAGCGCGGGUUAGAGUCACUGGAGGAAUUGCUCACGAGCAUCGAUGCGCCAUACGUCGAGGGACAACCCAAGGAGACGAAGGGCAAGAUCAUCAUAUCGAACAUUCUCCCUCCGACAGACGACCUCUCGCUGCCCAUCGUUAAGCUGCUGACGCACCCGUCGUAUCGCGAGUAUCAAUCGCACAUCGCGUCGAUCUCGUUGCGCUCCAACGUCUUCAUCAAUUUCCUGCCGCCAUCGUGGGGCGCAUCCACACCCUCCCGCACCGAAGAGAGCCGCAAGGAAUGGAACGAGUGGAAACGCAGGCUGAAAAUGUACAUUGGCCCAGUCGUAGAGGCGUUCGGCUACCAGCGCAUCAUCUUCGGCUCGUCGCCCUCCACGACAUCACAAGCGAAGUCCAACGCCGGCGACUGGUACGAGCUCGCGCGCGAGUGCUUCGCCGAGCUCGGCGUCGAGCAGGAGGGUAUCGACGCCGUAUUCUCCGGGAACGCGCUCCUCGUCUACUCGUAG
Molecule: messenger RNA, 1065 nt
Organism: Sparassis crispa
Lineage: Eukaryota; Fungi; Basidiomycota; Agaricomycetes; Polyporales; Sparassidaceae
Exons: 4
Coding region: 1-1065 (354 amino acids)
Source: RefSeq, a predicted model, not a curated record